AAUAAUUGUAGUUGUAGUUGUAGAGUUGUAGUGGUUGAUAUUUGGUGAGAGCCAAAAAAAAAAAAAGGCAGGCACGUAAAAAUUCAUGCUGAACAAAAUCAAUUUGACUUUCCAUAACAGAUAGCAUAAUACAACACAUCAUAGGGCAAUGGCUCCUCCACCACCUACUAUAAACGAUAGCGACGAUGAUUCAAGUGAUUUGGAUACUUCAAUGUUAAAUAGUACCAGAAUUGAAGAUGAUGAAGAGGAAGAAGAUGAUGAAGAAGAGGAUCAAGAGGAAGAAGAAGUAGAGGAGGAUGACGAGGAUGAAGAAGAAGAAGGGGGGGAACAAGAAGAUGAAGAUGCCAAUCAAUACGAUUCAGAAGCUUUAUCAGAUGUAAGUGAUGCUCCUGAAGAAGAACAAGAAUGAAUCAAGUACAAAAUGAAGAGGAAGUAGAGGAUGAAGAAGAAGGUGAAGUUGAAGAAGAAGAAGAAGGAGAUGAAGAAGGCGAUGAAGAAGGCGAUGAAGAAGAUGAAGAUGAAGAUGAAGAAGAGGAAGAGGAAGAGGAGGAAGAAGAAAUCAUUAGUGAAGAUGAAGAUAACUAUAAACUUGAAGAUCCCGAUGAAAUAGAUGAAGAUUUAGAACUUCGAGAUGAAGAAGAAGAAGAAGUAGUAGUGGUCAAACCAAAGCCAACCCCUAAAAAGAUAAGUAUAACAGUGAAACCACCCACUAGAGAGAGAUCGACGAAAUCAAUUGAAACACCACAGAAAGAAUCAUCCCAACCAGUACGAGAAACAAGAAAAAGGCAAUUAACAUAUUAUGAAGAAGAUGAUGAAGUUGAUGAAGAUGAAGAAGAUGAUGAGGACGACGAAGAUGAUGAUGAUGAUGAAGAGACAGUUACUUAUAAACCCGUUAAAAAAGUGAAUCGUCAUCCCGAAAGAGUGGUACAACCUCAAGAAUUAGAUGAAGAUUUAAUUUUAACAGAUGAAGAACAAGAAUAUAAUCCUCAUGCUAAUCCUGAUUUAUCUAAAAUGACAGAAAGGCAACGAGCAAGAUAUUUAGAAGAAGAAAAUGAUACUGCUGAAGAAUCCUCCAAUAAGAAAUUCAUUGAAUUAGAUAACCAUUAUUCAAGUUUAAAGAAAGUUAAACCAAAGAAGACUGAAACUGAAGAAGAAGUAGCGUUAAGAAAAGCUGAAAAUGCUAGAAAGAGACAAGAUUAUAAAAUGAAAGUAUUAGAAGAAGAAAAAAGAGAUACUCUUAAUAAAUUAUUAAAAAGAAGAGCUACAAAGACCAGAGAAGUUCAAGAUAAAGAUGGGGUAAUUGAUUCAAUUCAAGUUUCAUCAAAUUCAAAACCAAGAAGACCAAAUGUUAGUCAUCCUGCUCUUAUAAGGUAUGUUAAUAAUACUACUAAUCUUGAAGGGAAUGCAGUUUUGGCUCUUAAUACAUUGUAAUAUAGUAAAUAGUUGUAUAAAAUUAUUAGUAUAAUAUAUAACUUUUGGAUGAUAAUUAGUUGCAAAAUUUGUAAAGCGCAAAAUAGAUUUGGUUGAUAUGAUACCGUUUAGCUUAUUGAUUCUGAUAUUGCUUAUUUAUCAAUGUAGCGAGACCAUGGUCAAAUAGAUUAUCAGAAUACUACCAUAGUGGUAUCCAUAAAUAAAAUGUAAAACAAGUACCCACAUAAAUUAUAGCGGAUAUACAUAUUUAAUCUGCAAACUGAUAAGACAUGCACCCUACAUGUACACUUACUAACUAACUAACUAUUAGACUCGUGUCUUUCACUCCCACUCCAGUAAAAUCUCAUAUCAUUACACCCCAGUUACAAUUGAAACAUACAAGUUUGAAUUUCAUAUAUAUAAGUUUUACGUUAAAUGUGAAAUCAAAAUUUCUUUUUUUUUUCUUCCGCUUUUUUUUUUUUUUUUUAUUU
Molecule: messenger RNA, 1901 nt
Organism: Scheffersomyces coipomensis
Lineage: Eukaryota; Fungi; Ascomycota; Pichiomycetes; Serinales; Debaryomycetaceae
Exons: 2
Coding region: 406-1431 (341 amino acids)
Biological process (GO): chromatin remodeling
Cellular component (GO): Ino80 complex
Source: RefSeq, a predicted model, not a curated record